Messenger RNA from Glarea lozoyensis ATCC 20868, 2451 nucleotides. Its product is annotated as PLP-dependent transferase. NCBI's taxonomy places the organism in Eukaryota, Fungi, Ascomycota, Leotiomycetes, Helotiales, Helotiaceae. The transcript has 2 exons. Gene Ontology annotation, molecular function: molybdenum cofactor sulfurtransferase activity; pyridoxal phosphate binding; molybdenum ion binding. Bases 1 to 2451 code for a protein of 816 amino acids. Gene Ontology annotation, biological process: Mo-molybdopterin cofactor biosynthetic process. The record is from RefSeq and is a predicted model, not a curated record.
AUGCAGGCUGAGUACAAUGCUGAUGUAGAGGCAUUUAGAGAGCUAGAGUAUCCUAUGCUCAAAGAUGCUAUCUAUCUCGACCAUGCUGGAACCACACUUCACUCGAAGUCUUUCAUGGAGAAGUUCAUGACUGACAUGGUAUCAAAUCUCUAUGGAAAUCCACAUUCUGCUUCACCCUCCUCCCAAUUGACCACGAGUCGAAUUGAAGAUAUACGCCACAUAGUGUUACAGUUCUUCAAAGCGGAUCCCGAUGUAUAUGAUGUCGUAUUCAUCGCAAAUGCUACUGCUGGAAUCAAGCUAGUUAUGGAAGCUAUGCGAGAAUUAGACGGAGGUUUCAAUUACAUUUAUCACAGAGACUCUCACACGAGUGUGGUUGGCGUUAGAGAAAGUUCUGCAAACUGUCGUUGUCUUGAUGAUGAAGGCGUCGAAAACUGGUUACAGGGGACCAGAGACACAGAAGAAUCCGGUGGAAGUUCUCUCGCUACGCUCUUUGCGUACCCAGCACAGUCCAAUCUGAAUGGCCGACGACUUCCUCUUUCCUGGAUCAAGCGAUCCAAGGAGCUUGCCACGGCGACGUCAAGCGCUCCGUAUACGUUACUAGACGCUUCUGCUCUUGUUUCCACUUCUCAAUUAGAUUUGAGUGACAACGAUAAUGCGCCGGAUUUUACUGUCCUAAGCUUUUAUAAAAUAUUCGGUUUUCCAGACCUCGGAGCUUUGAUUGUUCGAAAACAGUCUGGAAGGAUUCUACAAGCACGAAAGUAUUUUGGUGGAGGUACAGUUGAUGUCGUGGUGUCAGUCAAAGAACAAUGGCAUGAACUCAAAGGGCAGUCUCUACAUGAAAGUCUUGAAGAUGGCACUUUACCCUUUCAUAGCAUCAUGGCAUUAGACUCGGCAAUGGAAGUCCAUAAAAUACUGUAUAAGUCUAUGGACCGCAUCGCGAAGCAUACUGCGUUCUUGGCGAAAAGAUUGCAUGAUGGAUUAGCAUCGCUUAGGCAUGCUAAUUCUGAACCCGUCUGUGUGAUUCAUUCUGCAGGAUUCGGCUCGAAUAUCACCAGCGAGAGGCAAGGUCCUGUUGUAGCAUUCAACAUUCGAAACAGUCAUGGUGCUUGGGUCAGCAAUGUUGAAUUUGAAAGAUUAGCUGCCGUACGCAACUUCCAUAUUCGAAGUGGUGGACUGUGCAAUCCAGGUGGCGUUGCCACAUCCCUAGAACUUGAGCCAUGGGAGAUUAGAAGAAAUUUCUCUUCGGGAUUUAGAUGUGGUGUUGAAAGUGAUAUCUAUGCUGGCAAAAUCACUGGUAUACUGCGCGCAAGUCUGGGCGCUAUGAGUACGAUCGGCGACGUUGAUGCUUUUGUCGAAUUCGUAAAAGAAUUUUACGCAGAAUCCAUUUCCAUGCCUGUACCUUUCGAGCUCAAUCCUUCUGAAGACUCGGGGAAGCUUUACGUCGAGAGUCUCACCAUCUAUCCGAUAAAGAGCUGCGGAGGUUUCAGUAUACCACCAGAUACACAGUGGGAUGUUAAGCCGGAAGGUCUGGCCUGGGACAGGGAAUGGUGUCUAAUCCAUAUGGGCACCGGGCAAGCUCUCAGUCAAAAGAGACAUCCCCGAAUGGCACUCAUUAGACCCAGUGUUGAUCUUGAGACGGGUCAGUUGCAUAUCAGCUACAAUAGAGACCCUUCGAGCAUGACUGAGCAAAUAUCAAUCCCACUCUCAGCUCAUCCGGCAUAUUGUACGUCCAUACAGAACCAGAAAUGCUUAUCUUCUCGGGUAUGUGGUGAUAGCAUCGUUGCACAAACCUACAAUGCGGAGGUUAGUGCAUUUUUCUCCGGGAUACUUGAUGUCCCAUGUACACUUGCAAGAUUUCCUGCUGGUGGCUCAGGUAGUGGCACGAGACAUUCCAAAGCACAUAUGCAAAAACACCAGCGACAAGCAAAACACUCUCUUCAGAAAGAAACCAUGCCAGGUGCAUUUCCUUGUCCUCCUACGCCUCCAGAUUCCGAUAGCGAAGUCUCAAGAAUGCCUAUUCUAUUAUCUAACGAGAGUCCUAUUCUUGUCAUCAAUCGAUCAAGUCUCGACUCGCUCAAUUCGACUAUAAACAGAUCAGGAGGCAAAAGCGUCGCUGCUUCUGUCUUUCGUGCGAAUGUGGUACUUGGGUCAUACGGGGUAGAUGCACCCCAGCCAUACGCCGAAGAUCACUGGAGCUCCCUCAGAAUUGGCCAGCAACAUUUCAAAAUGUUAGGAUCAUGUCGGCGCUGUCAUAUGAUUUGCAUCAACCAAGAAACAGCUAACAAAGAUGAAGAGCCAUUCGUAACGCUGGCGAGAACGAGGAGAUUUGAAUCAAAAAUAUUUUUCGGUUCGCAUAUGUGCCAUAUACAACAAGCAGAUGGAACCAAGUUAAGUCAAUGUCCCACUAUAAAGGUUGGGGACAGUGUGACUGCAACUACAGUAGAAGACUGA